Molecule: messenger RNA, 623 nt
Organism: Capsella rubella
Lineage: Eukaryota; Viridiplantae; Streptophyta; Magnoliopsida; Brassicales; Brassicaceae
Product: photosystem I reaction center subunit IV B, chloroplastic
Exons: 3
Coding region: 70-516 (148 amino acids)
Biological process (GO): photosynthesis
Cellular component (GO): photosystem I; photosystem I reaction center
Source: RefSeq, a predicted model, not a curated record
CUGUUUUUUUUUUUUUUUGAUUUCGAGCUUUAACGGAUCAACACAUCGAAUUAACAAAUCACAACACAGAUGGCGAUGACGUCAGCGGCUACCGGAUUUAUUAUGACGGCCAAUGUCACGGUGGCUUUAGGCGGCGGAGGUUCUUCUAAGAGCGCCACCGUCGUUUCUUUCUUGCCAAUGAGAAGCUUCGGUUCGAGGCUAGUAGUCAGAGCGGCGGAUGAUGCGUCUCCGGCAACCCCCUCGUCGGCGGAUUCUUCCACCACCACCGCCCCUGCUGCUGCUACGAAGGAAGCUCCGGCCGCCAAACCUAAACCUCCUCCGAUUGGCCCCAAGAGAGGAUCCAAGGUGAAGAUUCUAAGGAAAGAAUCCUACUGGUACAAGAACGUUGGAUCAGUUGUGGCAGUUGAUCAGGACCCGAAGACCCGAUAUCCGGUUGUGGUUCGAUUCUCGAAGGUGAACUACGCAAAUAUAUCGACCAACAACUACGCAUUGGACGAGAUCGAAGAAGUCAAAUGAGAGACUUGGUUUAUCUCCAAGUCGCUUCAUCUGUUUGUAAUCUUGAAUCAAACCGUAUGUACCAAAAAGUUUACCAACAAUUCAUCUUUUAUCUUUUACACUCUCAA